UGAAGUUCUCAUAUGAGGCAUUUUGAGAAGGCCCUAUUUCUUUCUCAGCACCGACCUGCUUUCAGGUGAUUGACAAUAAAGCUAACUGAAGGGGUGGAAAAUGAGAGUUGAGUCGGGUCCCACUGAGGUGAUUUUGUCCGGCGGGAAAAACCACACGGAAGAGAAACGGGGCUGUUCUGGUUACGCCUGGGAUGAAAGAAAGGAGAUAGAUCCUGUAAUUACUUCAACGGAGAGGCGGUGGGAAGAAAACGGAAUUAACGACAGAUCUCCAGAAACUGUUUGAUGUGGACGGCGCUACCUCCUCCCUCUUUCUCGCAUGUCGUCAGUCAUCUUGAAGCCCAAAGUUCCUCCUUAAAUCCGGCAGAAAGGACAUUUACAGAAAAGGCAGGUGGCAAUGCAUAACCAAUAGAUCCAGACUUCAACAAUCUUUUCUCUCACAAUGAUCAAAUGCUUGCCUGAAGAAGUACAAACCAGUUUACGCUCUGGAGUGGCCAUUAACUCAGUCGGACAUUGUGUUGAGGAGCUUAUCCUUAAUAGCGUAGAUGCAAAAGCUACAUGUAUUGCUAUUAGAGUGGAUUUGGAAACCUUUAAGAUCCAGGUGGUAGACAAUGGCUGUGGGAUGGAAAGAGAAGACCUCAAUAAAGUAGGCAAUAGAUACUUUACUAGUAAAUGUUAUUCAUUGGAAGACUUAGAAAAUUUGAAGUUUUAUGGCUUCCGUGGAGAGGCUUUGGCAAGUAUUGCAAGUAUGGCCAGUAUAUUGGAAAUAUCAUCCAGGACAACUAGGAUACCAAAAACCUUCUUGAAACUGUUUCACAAUGGAAAAGGUCUUGAAGUCUCAGAAGCAGAACUGAAUAGGCCAAGUCUUGGAACAACAGUGACUGUAUACAAUUUAUACCAUCAGUUUCCUGUGAGGAGAAAGUGCAUGGAUUUCACACUGGAAUUUGAGAGACUGAGGCAUAAAGUAGAAGCUCUUUCACUUGUUCAUCCAUCUGUCUCUUUUUCUUUACGGAAUGAAGCUUCCUGUUCAAUGGUGCUUCAGCUACCCAAAACAAAAGAUAUGCGCACACGUUUUUCUCAGAUUUAUGGUCUAGGUAAAUCUCAGAAAUUACGGGAAAUAAACUAUAGGUCUGGAGGAUUUGAAAUAAUGGGCUUUAUCAGUUCAGAAGGACAUUACAAUAAGAAUAUUCAGUUUUUGUAUGUAAAUAAUAGAUUGAUAUUAAAAACAAAAUUGCAUAAGCUUAUUGAUUUUCUAUUGAGGAAACAGAGUGUUAUAUGUAAAACAAAAACUGGAUCUUUGCUCUCAAGUCCUGUCCACUAUCGUUCUGGCUCAGAACUCCAUGGUAUGUUUAUUAUCAAUGUGAAAUGUCAGCAUGAUGAAUAUGAUAUAUGUUUGGAACCUGCAAAAACUUUAAUAGAAUUUCGCAGAUGGAAUGUUCUCCUAACCUGCCUUGAAGAAGGAGUAAAGGCAUUUUUAAAGCAAGAACAUCUAUUUAUUGAGUUGUAUAGUGAAGCUACUACAGACUUUAAUGAAAGUAAUGAUUUUUGUUUGGGUAACACAAUAGCUUUACAGUCUUCCCUCCCCAAAGAGAAGGAUAUUCAGGAGAGCUUUAAGUCAGCUUGUGAUAAUAUUGUAGAAUCUUAUGAAACGUUUAAUCUGCAGUCAAAAUCUGUCAGAAGGAAAGUAAGUCUGACAAAGAAGGUAGCAGAUAAUAUACAACCUAUUAACAAUGUGAAAGAAGUAGGUGUUUACUCAGAUGUAGCUGGUUUUGAAACUGUUCAUGAAUUGAGAAGUAGUAAAGAUAGGUAUCUUCUGCCCAAUAAAAAUGAUACUAUUUCUGAUUUUCUAAAAUCCAAUAAAUUCCCUGAAGAGUCAGAACUACACAUUGAUGUUAUGAGUUCCAAAAGCCCAGAAGAACUUGGCAUCCAAGACAAGAUUUCAGAAACAGACCAGCAUUCUGAUACUUUGCUUUGUACUGAGAACCAUGGGAAGAAAGAUGCAAAUAGUCAACAAGAAGAUGCAGGAAUCCAGGAAAGAAGCCCUUUAGAUACUGUGGGAUGUACUGAAAUUGAAAAACAUAUUGAUGAAUUUAAAAGUAAAUAUAUUUUUGGACAUAGCAUGAUGGGAAAAUGCAAGUUGGAAAAAAAGAGCAGAGAAUCCUUUAUUGAGUUAAAUAUUGCUAGAGGAUUGAUGAUAGAACAAGAUUCUUUGGGUUCUGAAAACAUUACAGCAUAUUUACCUCAAAAUCAACCAUCAUAUAAAACAACAGAAUCUAGUAAUUUAUUAAACAGACAGGCUAAACUGGGUCCAGUAAGUGCCAAGGAUAUCUUUGAAAAACAGCUAGAAUUUUCAGAGCAGAUUCCAAGUUCUCUAGAAUAUAUGACAAAAACCAAUAUCAUACAUACAGGAAAUACAAAGGAAUGGCUUAAGAAAAAGAGUACAUCAGCCUCACUUCCUGCAGAUAGUACAGUGCAUUCUGUAAUACCGCAAGUGAAAGGAUAUAUACCUGUGGUGCCUGCAGAUUCAGUUAAUCAUCUAGAUGAUAUAAACAGCAGUAGGCAAAUAGAUGACAUUUCUAUUAGGGUUCAAUAUUGUGAUUCAACAAAAUUAAGUUGCCAUUCAAAACUGGGAUCACUAGAUAGGUUCAGAAAAUAUUAUGGGAAUUUAAAAAGGAAUGCAUCAAUAAAAGAUACAGAAAUAAGAAAUAGUGAUGAAGCACCAGUCUGUUCCAGAUCUGUGGCUGGUGAUAGAACAGAUCUACAGAAUAUUUGUGAAACGCCUACAAAAGUAUAUAUUGAGUCUAAUAAUAAUGACUGUAAUUGCUUCAUUCCCUUAGAAAAGUCUCAACAUUCCCCAGAAGAAAAUCUGGCAAUCAAAAAAGCUUUUAGUACAAAUACCAUUACAGAAUAUUCUCAAAAAGUAAGAAAAUCUCUAUCUGGAUCUAAUUGCACAAGGACACUCGCCUCUAAAGUGUCAAGAAUGAAAGAAUAUGAUAAGGAUGUUAUAAGUACGCAACCCAUAGAGAAAUCUUCAGUUCAAACUGAAGUGUGUUCAGACCCCAAAGAUAAAAGUAUAAAGCAUCUCACAUCUAGAAGUACUCAUUUGCAAAGUACCCAUAAAAAAUCUCAAUUUUGUCUUUCCAUAAGAGAGGAAGAGGAAGAAAGUAAUUGUUUUGCUUCAGCCUCUGAUAAACAAGGUAAUUCCAUGGGAACGUUGAGUGCAAGAGCAGAUGUGGAAGGAACUGUCAGUCAUUGUUUCAUUGACUCUGAUGGAGAAUACACAAUCUCCCAAGACAGACACUCAGUUCUGUGUAACAAAGUGGAUACUGACAGUUCUUGUGAAGACACAAGCAUUAUGGGUGAAUUUACAAAGCAAACUGUGAAAUGUAAUGAGUUUCAAAGUGGAAACGUGCCUGGAAAUAUGGAAAAGAACACAGAUGAUUCAAGUGUGAAUGAGAAACCAAAAUUAAGUCCCUCUGAGUGGUUUUAUAAGUUUGAUGCGUCAUUGGGCAGAAUGGUAUUCAUCAACAAAAUGAGUGGGCUGAGUUCCUAUAGAGCUCCUCAUGAAGAAACUUCGGUAGCUUGUACUCAGGAUCUAAGCACAAUAGCUGUAAAUGUCAUAGAGAAUGGGUUUCAGUGCAGGUGCCAUCCCUUUCGAAGUGAAGUUAUUGUGCCCUUCCUUCCAAAAGCACAGAAAGAGAGGAGUUUGGAAAGUCAGGAUUACAGAGCUGCACAAGAAGAAUCUCUUCAGGGCCUACUUUCAGAGUGGGACAAUCCUGUGUUUGCUCAAUGUCCAGAGGUUGCUCUAGAUGUUAGCAGUGAACAGGCAGAUACCCUUGCUGUGAAAAUACAUAACAUCCUCUAUCCUUAUCGGUUCACUAAAAAGAUGAUUGAUUCUCUGCAGGUCCUUAAUCAAGUGGACAAUAAAUUUAUUGCAUGUUUAAUCAAUACUAGGGAAGAUGAGAAUGAACAUGCAGAUGGAAAUCUUCUUGUACUUGUGGAUCAGCAUGCAGCCCAUGAGCGUGUCCGUCUUGAGCAACUUAUCACAGAUUCCUAUGACAAGCAACAUGAAGCACUGGGCAAGAAGAAAUUAUUGGCUUCCAUUUUGAAUCCCCCAUUGGAGAUUGAAGUAACAGAGGAUCAGAGAAGACUCUUACGGUGCUGUCAUAAAAGUCUGGAGAAUUUAGGCCUUGAAUUGCAGUUUCCCAAAAACAAUCUCUCUCAGAUUCUUGUUGGGAAAGUGCCACUGUGUUUUGUGGAGAGAGAGGCUAAUGAAUUGCGCCGGGGAAGGCAUCCCGUGACUAAGAGAAUUGUGCAGGAGCUCAUUCAAGAACAAAUUGAGUUAUUACAGACAACUGGUGGGGCACAAGGGACAUUACCAUUAACCAUUCUGAAAGUGCUAGCUUCCCAGGCCUGCCAUGGUGCUAUUAAAUUCAACGACAGCUUGACUUUUGAUGAAAGUUGCCAUCUUAUGGCUUCUUUGUCAUGUUGUCAACUGCCUUUCCAGUGUGCUCACGGGAGACCUUCCAUGAUGCCUCUUGCAGAUGUGGAUCAUUUGCAGCCGGAAAGUCAGCCGAAACCUAAUCUGGCCAAAUUAAGAAAAAUGGUUAAAGCCUGGAAGCUCUUUGGGAAAGAAAAAGAAUCUACUGUGGAAGUUGAAGCCUCAGCAGUUCUACCCGUAUGAAUACAGGCAGUACUUCCUGUGGAGAGACAAACUUGUGGAAUGAAUCCUCUUCAUUAAGAAACUGAAAGUGAGAAGAGCAAGACACAGAGAAGGAUUAGACAUAAUCUCAACAACUCAAUAUUGCCCUGCUCAGUAACAUAUGUUGGAGGACCUCAAACUUCAUUACACCACAAUCCCGUGAAAUGAGAAAUAAUUCUCUAUAAUCCUACUGUAAAUAAAACUAAUAAAAUAAGUGAAUUCAAAAA
Ahaetulla prasina is the source of this 4926-nucleotide messenger RNA. It is a transcript of the gene MLH3, whose product is annotated as mutL homolog 3. The record is from RefSeq and is a predicted model, not a curated record. NCBI's taxonomy places the organism in Eukaryota, Metazoa, Chordata, Lepidosauria, Squamata, Colubridae. The transcript has 14 exons. Gene Ontology annotation, cellular component: mismatch repair complex. Gene Ontology annotation, biological process: mismatch repair. The coding region runs from base 440 to 4681 and encodes 1413 amino acids. Gene Ontology annotation, molecular function: ATP-dependent DNA damage sensor activity; ATP hydrolysis activity; mismatched DNA binding.